GCUAACUAACUGCUUUGAAUUUUCAUUUCCGUCACAAAUCACAAUAUUUUACUCAGAAUCAAAUGUGCAAAUGUUUGAAGUUAUAAUAAAAUUACCUAUGUACUUAUUAUAAUGAUUAGGUUUAUCGAAAAGUGGAUUUCAUUGUAUUUUACUUGUUGAACAUUUUCGAGAACUAAGUGUAACUUUAGAUAAUAUGGCUACUUUGAUCCGAUCCUAUGAACAACAAUAUUCAGUGAUAACAGCUGAUAUCACUGCUAAAAUUGGUCGAUUGAAAGUUGGAAAUGAUGCUGAUGAAAAGGCAGUUCUGUCAAGGGAAAUUCACACAAACUUUGAGGAAGCAAAUGACUUGCUUGAACAGUUGGAGUUAGAGUGUCGUGGUUCUGGUUCUGGAUCCCGGGUUGCUGCCUACAGAGCAGAACUCAAACGUGUGAGAGAUGAAUAUCAUGCUGUAUUAAAUAACUCAGCCACAUACAACAUUGAGCCUGAUGAAUAUGAAGAGUGGACCACAGCAAAUGAGCAGCGGCGCAAACUAUUAGACAACACAGAAAGAUUGGAGAGAACUGGCAAAAACCUGACCGAGGGCUAUCAAAUUGUCCUGGAGACAGAACAAAUUGGUUCCAUGGUACUACAGGACCUGCACCAUCAAAGGGAGACCAUACAAAGGUCCAGAAGUCGGCUAAGGAACACGGAUGAACAGCUAAACAGAUCCGGCCGACUUGUGAAGACAAUGUUGUCUCGGGCCCUGCAGGAUCGAGCAGUAGUGGCUGGUGUACUCCUGUUGCUUGCUAUCUUCACUGCAGCUAUGGUGUACUUCUAUGUUACCUAGCUAGAGGCCCCGCUAAGACAUUGCAAGGGUUUAUUUAGCCUAGAAUGCAAGUGUCUAGCGCAGUGGAUAUACUACUUGUACCUGGCCUGCAGCAGGGUGCUGCCCACCGGGCUCCGGGUAUUCUUGUUUGUGAAAAUGCUGCUUGUGGUGGUGCGCUUCAAGUAUAAAGUGCUCCGUGGCUGAAGAUCAGAAGAUGCUGUUUACGCAUUGUGUGUUUAUUAUUCCUCAUGAUGAAUAUAUAAGGUAUAUCUGAAUCAGAUUUGACAUAGUUAUAUAAUGUAUACUAUAGUGUCACACUGUUGACUCUUUUCAUCCAAAACUAAAGUGUUCCUUUCUUCCGGUAAUAUAAAUAUUAUUUUCAUAGUUCUAAGUCACAAGCAUUAUCCUUUUCAUUCUCAUUUACUAGCAAGGUUGUUUCACUUAAAUCAUGUAGUCGGAGGCUCCUUUGCACAGGAUGCCAGCUUGAUUAUGGGUACAACAACAGUGCCUACAUCUGCCGUGAAGCAGUAAUGUAUAAGCAUUGUUUCAGUCUGAAGCGCCCCAUAGCUAGUGAAAUAACUGGGCAAAUGAGACAACAUCUAUCAACAAGGUGACGAGCGCAAUAAUAAUUGUAGUGCCACACAGAAUUUAUGGGGUUUUUUGUAAAUCUCGAUUGGCACUGCAUUGUUAUGGGCAGGGCGUAUCAAUCAGCUGUCCAGUCCCGUAUUUUCAUUAAAAAAAAAUGAAAUUACUUAGAUAUCUGUGUAACGUUCAUGUGCAUGAUAAUGAAUAUUAUCUCUUAUCUCUUUUUAUAUUGUUGUAAUAAAAAAUGAAUCUAAACUCUUAUAUAACUUCAUUAAACAUGUUGUAUUUUAACAGCUAUAAUAUAAAUAAAUAAAUGUCGUAAAUUUCUAUUAUUGAUAAGAUUUGGAAAAAUUAAUGAUAUUGUAGUAGGAGAUUAUGUAUUUCAUUACAAGUGUAGUUCCUUUUAAUUUUAUAAUCUAUAAAUUGAGAAUAUAUUGUCUAUGAUAUGUAUCUACUCUCUACAUUUCAAAGAAAGCCAUUUUCUCAAAAACUGAAAUGUUUUUUUUUUAUAUCGCACUUACAGGUUAAUACUUAUAUCAAGUCGAAUAAUCUGUGAGGUAUAUAAAAUAUUCUUGCUAUAUUUUAUUGUAGUUUAGCAGAAUAUAUUAUUAUUAGUAAGUAUAUAAAACUAAAAAAAAAUCUUCUUAAUAUAAUAUAUAAUCUAUGAGAGCUUUAGCUAAGUCUGAUUUUCACUGUGUCAUUGUUUUCUAAGAAUUGAAAGUGCUUUAUGUAAUAAGUAGUGAAUCACACAUUGAUUUAGGUUACACAUUAUCAUUCUUAAAACACUUUUUUUUAUGGAUUAUAAGUCUAUGUAGAACUAAUUUGUGCCAUAAUGAUAUUGUUGACUAGCUUUCAGCCUAAGUUAUAAUCACAAAUAGUUUAAUAUUUUUAUUUAUUGUAAUAUUAUGUAAGCUAAGUAUAUUUAAUAAUGUCAUAUUUAAUUGAUGUGAUAAACCAUGUAUUGGUCUCUUACACAUCUCAUGUUUAUAAUAUUGAUGUCAUUUAUUCAUUUUUCUUCAUUCAAAAUCUGACGUGUGAAUUAAAGUUCGUUUCAUAGAUAAAUAAAGCAUUUUCAACAUCAAUCAACUUAAAACAACGUCAAAACACGACAAGCCGUGAAAAUGCAGUAGCCCAUUGAAUGUGUCUGUAGCAGUCGAGUUAAAAGUGCUUUUUCUUAUUUCUAUGGUGUUUUAGUAACUAUUAUAUUAGUAAUUAGUAACUUUUACAUUUGUUUUAAUAAUAUACAAUUACUACAUUCAUUAGUUAUAAUCGAUUUACAAUCUGUAGGUAAAGAUAAAAAAAACCGCUUAAAAUGUGACUGUCCUGCUUUAUAUGAAAUUUGUUAAAAUUAUGCAGUGUCUAUUGUUUAUAUUAUUCAACAAAGAGCUAGCUUAUUUAAAAGAAAAGCGCCAACUUAAGAACCCAGACACUUGAGAAAUAAGGCGUAAUGUAACCCGAACCAUGACUGACGUGAUGACGUCAGAACCAAUUGGCACGCCCGCCCUUUUUUUUGCGGAGGCAGAUGUUUUUUUAUAUGAACUGUGGUCUAAUGACGAUCUGUGGGUGUCCUUCUAGUGUUGCGAUUUUUUGUGAAACCAUUGCAAUAUAAUUUUAAUAUUUAACUAAACAUGUUGUGUGAUAAAUAACUAAUAUAUUAAUUCGAUAAUUUGUCUUAUCUUUGUGUAUAGGUCAGAUAUUCUAUAAGUAGUAAAUGUUUAUUUGUAUCCAUGUAAUGAUGUAAUACAACAUAUAAAACCUUAUAAAAAUGUAAAAUUAUAAAUAAACUAAUAAAGCAGUACA
This is a messenger RNA of Leptidea sinapis, 3190 nucleotides long. It is a transcript of the gene Vti1a, whose product is annotated as vesicle transport through interaction with t-SNAREs homolog 1A. Gene Ontology annotation, biological process: vesicle fusion with Golgi apparatus; retrograde transport, endosome to Golgi; macroautophagy. Gene Ontology annotation, molecular function: SNARE binding; SNAP receptor activity. The record is from RefSeq and is a predicted model, not a curated record. NCBI's taxonomy places the organism in Eukaryota, Metazoa, Arthropoda, Insecta, Lepidoptera, Pieridae. The transcript has 6 exons. Gene Ontology annotation, cellular component: late endosome membrane; endoplasmic reticulum membrane; SNARE complex. Bases 194 to 826 code for a protein of 210 amino acids.